CGACUGUGGAUCAAGAUGGCGACUUGCACAAAAUUGUCACGUUUUCUGGCUUCACCCAACUUAAAUCCGUUUUGUGGGGUGAUUAUGUGUAGUGCCAAAAGUAAUCAGCAUCACUCUGCUCGCCAAAAGUCUUCUUCAGCAGAAAAUGACAAUAAUUCAAGCAACCCAGCCAUAGCUUUAUCCAGUGAUGGCAGCACAUUUUUAUGCUGGCACCCACCAAAGAAAUUUCCCUAUGAAAGUACAAAGCCUGUACCAAGAUUUGAAGAAGCAGUUAGAGAGGGUGACUCUGCCCUCAAAGUUCAGUAUCGUUGGGAUUACCACAAGAGACAGCGUCCCUCUGGUCCUACAACACGGGAACUGUCUGAGAUGUUUUAUACCUACAGAUGGGAGUUCAGACCUAGGCCAGGGAAAUAUAAAUAUAGAAAACCAAACCCUCCUCGAGACAGGGAUGGUAUGUAAGAGAGACACGUCCUACACAUUGGUGUUUACUGAUCAAAGAAGAUGGUAUAUUUAAAAUUUCAUAGACAGGGGAACACAAAAAGGCAGUGGAAACAUUCAUAAAGGGAUGUGAUUUGUGAAGUCUGCUUCUGUGAAAAGGGCUUGUGUAUGAAGAUGGAUGGGAACAAGGGCAGGUGGACAGAACGUGAUGUCAGUGUAAUAUAGAAUGCAAUCAUGGGCAGAUCCAUAGGGGUUAUUAGAAGCUGUGCCUUUCCUUUUCCAAAGAUAGGCUUGUUUAUCUACCCAUCCACCCCCAGCAUCAAAGAAAAGAAGAAAUCCCACUCUCUGAGACCCUCUGAACAGGGUUUUCACAUAUGUAAAGUAAGUUCAUAAUUAGUGAAAGAAAAGGGGAAACGGAGGGUGGAAAUAUCCUGGUUCCAGCAUUAAUGGCUGUGCUAUUUUCUUUUGAGAAAUGGCUUUUUCAUUUCUCACUUAUUGGUAAGUGCACUAACUUUGAGUGAGGUUACAAUUGACAUACAGACAGGAGAAUUUUAACACGUAACUUUGAAGUGAUGAUGUUCAAAUUGUCAACUUAUUAAGAUUGAGAGAAGCACUUUGAUGUCAAUCUUCAUUUUUUUUAAGUUCAGGAAUAUGGGUCUCAUAGGCAACUUCCAAAGUGUACUUUGCAUUCAAAGUGACAGCCAUUAAAAUUAUUUUUUUACAUCACCUUUUUGGGUUCCGACUUUAACAAUAUGUCAUAAAUGGUGGCACAAACUCAUUUUGGAUAUUGGACAACAACAGUUACUUAUGAAAAUGGAAUAUAAGACAAAUGUAAUCUCUUUUUUGUAUUAAAAUUAUUUUUAUUGAA
Lingula anatina is the source of this 1306-nucleotide messenger RNA. RefSeq names its product large ribosomal subunit protein mL42. The record is from RefSeq and is a predicted model, not a curated record. Gene Ontology annotation, cellular component: mitochondrial large ribosomal subunit. NCBI's taxonomy places the organism in Eukaryota, Metazoa, Brachiopoda, Lingulata, Lingulida, Lingulidae.